This is a messenger RNA of Larimichthys crocea (large yellow croaker), 2160 nucleotides long. Its product is annotated as Tigger transposable element-derived protein 1. Gene Ontology annotation, molecular function: DNA binding. NCBI's taxonomy places the organism in Eukaryota, Metazoa, Chordata, Actinopteri, Sciaenidae. The transcript has 3 exons. Bases 395 to 1684 code for a protein of 429 amino acids. Gene Ontology annotation, cellular component: nucleus. The record is from RefSeq and is a predicted model, not a curated record.
UUUGAAGUCGACCACCCCCAGCUUCCGGUUUCGUUCCGCCGUCUCCUAGCUCUUUCAUGCUAGCCGCGGCAGGUAAAUGUGGCGGGUUAUACUCAAACUUUGCCGCGUAAUUCAAACUUUCUAACACAGACAGACAUGUAGCGGCGACGGUAGAACAAACACGGCUGAUUUCCCUGUGUUUCACACCGUGUUUUUCUCUUUAAACCCUCUCGGUGUAGUAAAAAAAAAAUAACGUUAGCCGUUAGUUUUCAAACGGUUCCGGUGCGCGGCGUCUUGUGUCCCCUUCAAAGUUCAACGGGAGCAACACCGAACGAGUCAAUUCUAACUGCAGCAGCAAAAGCAUGUUGAUCAUAAUGUAGCUCUUGAGGCCGAAGUAUAAUUUGAACAGACUAGCAUGCCAUCGAGAAACCAUCUAGACAAAAUCGGCAGGAGGAAGAAGAAGAAAUGGACGGAGGAGGCCAUGGAACGUGCGCUGAUCGAGGUGAAGUCGGGAAGGUGUACGGUGAGACAGGCUGCCAAAGAGUUUGGAGUCCCUAAAUCUUCACUGGGGGACCGAGUCAGCGGGCGGGUGGCACCAGGGAGUCGCAGCGGGCCUGCUCAGCUUAUAACAUCUGCAGAUGAGGAGCUUCUGGUGGAGUUCUCUUUGUACAUGUCCAAGCAUGGAUUUCCAUUGACCAAGCAGCAGCUGGUGUCCUUUGCCUCGUCCAUUUAUAAGCGGCAGCACCGGAGGGUGGCAUUUUCUAAAUUAGGCCAGACCUGGUGGCUCAAUUUUAGAAAACGCCAAGAAAAGAAUAUUACUAUUCAGCCGGCGGACAAUGUGGUCCGCGGGAGGACGGUGUGUGUGAGGAAGGAAGCGGUGGAUCAGUUUUUUCAUUUGCUCAGCACCGUUGUGGACGCUCGCGGGCUCAGGGACAAGCCUCACCAAAUCUUCAACUGCAAUGAGACGGGCUUUCAGCUGGGCAGGAAGAGGGUGAUUCUCCCCAAAUCUGCCAGUCUGGGCUACAAGCCAGUGCCAGGCCUGAGGGACCACAUCUCCGUCCUGGCUUGCGUUAGCGCAGCUGGAGAAAGCGUUCCCCCAUUUAUUAUCUACUCAAAAGCCUAUCCAGGAGGAGUAUGUUACAAGACACACGGGCCUCCAAACUCCCUCUAUGGAUGGUCAGACUCGGGGUGUAUCAACUCUGAACUCUUCAAGAAAUGGUUCCUAAAACACUUCCUCCUGCACGCACCGAAGGCGCGACCACUGCUGCUGAUUUUCGACGGCCACAAGUCUCCCGUGAACCUCGAGGUGGUGGAAGCGGCUCGUAAGGAGGACGUCAUCCUUCUGUGCCUCCCGCCUCACUGCUCUCACAUCCUGCAGCCACUCGACGCCGGGCUCUUUGUCCUCCUCAAGCAGCGUUUUGCGGCACUCAUCGGUGACGGCUGUGCUGCCGAUACGCACUUUGCAGUCAGCAAGAAGGAGUUCUCAGGUGUUUUUAAGGGGACAUAUCAGGUCAUGAAGGAGGAGGAGGGUGUCAGGACUGUGAAGGAGGGCUUUAGGAAAUGCGGCAUCUAUCCACUGAACCACUUCAACACCAUCAACGAGGGUCAUUUAACGUCAUCACACGGCACAGCUGGACCCUCCUUAUCCGCAUCGGCACAGGGGUUGCACGCUGUAGGAGACCUAGCAGCUGCUGGACCCUCCUAACUCUUCACUGCCCAAGAGGAAAGAGUGAACACGCAAGUGAGCACAGACGAGAUCUAUUAUCUGAUAUAUUAAAUGGGCUUACACUCCUGCCUGAGAAUCGUGCACCGCCUCCCUCAGCCUCCCUGCAGAGUGCUGUGCUUGUCAGCUCGCCAGUAGAGCCGGGUGUUGUUGAUAUAAAUUGUUGAAGAGUUGUGCUCAGAUUUAUUAGUCGAGUAAAAAUGUUUGUAUGCUGCACAACAGCUGUUCACAACCUGAGGGCAUCUAAAGGAGUUAAAAGCUUAGAAAGAAAAACAUAUAUUUAUAUUUUCAAUAUUCUCUGUGAGUUUUUUAAAUUUUUUAUUUGAUUUUUUGCGUUUUCUUGUGAAAUACUGGAAACCUUCAGCUUUCCAGUCCUGUAUGAAACGAUCUGAGCUCACAAAUCAUCAUCAGAAGUAGACAUUGCCUCAUUUUAGAAGAUCACAAGCCAAAAAAAAAAA